CCUUCCCAAGAUGGCGCGGCUGCCCAGCUCCUCCCUCAGCAUCGCUUGCUUCACACCCGGUGCCCUGAGUCACUGAGAGGCGCUUUGCUUACCGGGAGAAGGAGGCCAGGAACUAGGCCAGGACGUGGAGGCCGCGAAGCCGCCGCUGCUAUGCCGGAGCUGGCCGUGGAGCGAGUGGUGGUCCACCCGUUGGUGCUGCUGAGCGUGGUCGAUCACUUUAACCGGUGAGGGAGGCGGCGGCCGGCCGGCCGGGCUGAGUCAUGGCCGGCAGGCCAGGGCUUAGGGAGGCAGGGUGGCCGUAGGGCUGGGGUGGCGCUUUGCACAUGCUCAGGAGCAGCAAGCUGCGAGGAAACUAGUGUAAAGAAGCGCCGGAGUGGAGGCCGCGGAAAGACAGCUUAGUCAGGGGCCCGGGCUGAAGCCGCCUUCCCGCCUAUGCCCCUACGCCGGGUUUCGGUUGGGGAGACCCUCUGGCUUUGGCGAGGCCUCGGAGCAAUAAAGGAAGCGGCUGCCUUUAUCGCGGAGUGAGGCAGUCGAGCCCAGGGGAGAGGCCUGUCUUAUCUGCCUGGCUCCCCGAUCCUCCUCGGAGCAGCUUUCGGGGGUUGAACGCGGAACCUCUUUCCUUCUGCAGGCCAAGCGGCUGCUCUCUCCCUCUGCACCCCAACAAACGGGCCUUUCGGCCAGAGACUUCAUGGAGGCGGGCUGGAUGCUACUUGUCGCCGACUUGCUUUUUAUGUUUAACGCGGUGUCUUUACCGCGGGUGGAGCGAGGAUGAGAUUCAUCUUUUGCCACUGCUUUUCCAGACUCUUGAGUGGAAAAGCGGAAUAUAAGUGAACUGAUAUGACUUAAAAUAUACUUCCUUCCUAAGUAGCAGCCACAGCUGCAUGGAUGAAAGACAUGUAAGCAGCGCAUGACUGUGCCAACUUGACUGAGUAGGUAUGUGGCAGAGCAUUUGCUUUACAAGCAGCAGGUUCCAGUUCAACAACAUCUCUCCCCCAGAAAGCACACCUGCUAAAUGGAUUUCAGAAGCAGGUGGUGGGAAAGGCCAUGCUCUGACAUAGACCUUGGAGAGUCACUGCCAGGCCAUGCAGCGCUGACACUUUGGGGCUAGGUGGAUUGGUGGGCUAAGUCAGCUUUUUGUAUGUUGACUUCCUCCAUUAACCAUCAGAAGAAGACAAGCCAUCAACACUCAGCUGCCUCCUCCCUGAUGACUAUCAAGACUCCUUCUGUUGGGAGUCUUGGCAAUUUGCUACAUACUCUUUUCCUCCCACCUUAGUUAUGCUGGUGUUCAUUGCCCUGAGUUGAUUCAGUUCAGGAAUAGUUUAUGCUGCACAUCAAUGUAUCUCAUCUUUCUUUUGAUUUUGCCUUUCUAUUUUAGGAUAGGAAAAGUUGGAAAUCAGAAGCGAGUUGUGGGGGUUCUCUUGGGUUCAUGGCAGAAGAAGAUUUUGGAUGUCUCCAACAGCUUUGCAGGUAAAGUGAUGCCUGAGAUCUCUAUGGUUGUCUAGCAAGCCAGAUGUGGUUGUAAUGUACACUCCUACCCUAACAUUUUCCACCCCAUUAAUGGAUUUGGGGGAAUUUGGGGUUUGUCCCUUAAAUUGUUGGUGGGGAACCUGUAGCCCUCCAUAUGUUGUUGGACUCCUAGUUCCAUCAGCAGCAUUUGGAGGGUCAGAGGUUCCCCACCUUUUGUCUUAAAAGUGAGAGACCCAGAAAAGCUGAGUCAUAAAUCUCAAUUGAAACUUGGUUGAUAGUCUUGAGUUUUCAACAGCCCUCUGAUUAAAUAAUAACCCAAAGGAGCCCAGUUAGGAACCUGCUGGAUUGUGUUUGGCUAAAAGCUUAAAUGCAGUCCCUCGAAUUCUCAGGCUGUCGGAAGCCAUCCUUAGCAUUCCAUAGUCUGCUCCAGGGAAUCAUCAUUCUUUCAUCUACCUUUAGUUUAAAUCUGAGUCUGCCCAGUUCUAGAAACUUGUGAUCUUGUCUAGUCAUUAAUCUUGUGGGCUGCAACUACAUGUACCUCAUACUACGGUCAAUACUGUAGUAGGAAGAGGUCCUAAAUCAGUGGUAGAGUAUCUUCUGCUUUGCUUGCAGAAGAUACCAGAUUCAAUCCCCAGUGGUAUUUCUAGGUGGGGCUGAAAGACCCCCGUUUUGAGACCCUAGGUAAAGAGAUUGACUUCAUUACUGUAUUUAAAAAGAUGCUUUUAUUGCUCACCACAUGCUGUUUGUCUCCCUGGGCUCCUUUGGGAGGAAGGGCAGGAUAUGAAUAUAAUAAAUAAUAAUGGCAUCUUCUGUUCCUUGGGGAACUUUUGUAGGUCAGUCGUUGAAUGCAUGCUUUGCUCACAGAAUGUGCAGUCCCUGGCAUUUCCAUUUAAAAAGGACCAAGUGGCAGCUGAUAAAAAAACUCCCCUGCCUAAGACGCUGGGUAGCUACUCAGGAGACCAGUACUGGGAUUGGAUAGUCCAGUAAUCUUACUCAGUGCAUGAUAACUUGCUAUUUUCAAAAACCCUGUGAUCCUCUCAUAAAGGGUAGAAUAGAAAUUUAAAUCAUCCUCACCUCUGUAAUGUGAAGACUGGAUCCCAUUCUAAGUGACUUGCCAGCUUCCCAGAGGCAUCUGUGAGAACAAAGUGCUGGACUACCUGGACCCUCUUUGGCCUGCUCUUAAUUCCCACCACAUGGGAUGCAACUUGGCAAAAUGGUCACUUUCCUAUUUAAAAUUUAUUUAUGAUUUUCAGUUUUAUUUCAGUAAUUUUACAAUCAAUUUAACAUUUCAAAACUCGACUUCAUUCCCCCUCUUUGUGGUCCCUUAAAUUUAUUUUUUAUAUUUUCUGCAUAUUCCAAAUUAACUUAAUUUUCUAAUUUAUUCAUCUACUUUAAAUAUAAUACUCUUGUAAAACUGCAGGUUAUUACAAUAAUCCUGCCAAUGUUCUUACUGUUUACAGGUUAUUUGUAAAUAUUCAAUAAACCAUUUCCAUGGGGGUUUUUUAAAGGCUGGAAAUUCAUGCCAUGGUUUGGAUUCUCUUUUUUUACUCACAGUCCCCUUUGACGAAGAUGAUAAAGACGACUCUGUAUGGUUUUUGGACCAUGACUAUCUGGAGAACAUGUAUGGGAUGUUCAAGAAAGUAAAUGGUAAGCAAUGCUUGGUUAGCUAGAAGUGCAAGUCACAGCUAAAUCUAUCACUAGGAAAAGCCAAAAAGUGAUGUUAUUUAAAUAACUUUGCUAUGACUGCUCACAGAUGCUUAGUUAUUAAAAAGUUUUUCAUUUUGGAGAUGAACACCUCUGUUAGUGAGAAAAUGAAGGAACUGGGUCACCUUUCAACAUCAGAUUCUGCAAAACCUCUCAUGUUUUAACCUAAUGCCCCAGCAAAGAAACCAUAUUUUAGACUACAUGCUACUUGAAGGAAGGGUCUUGUUAUAGCUUGUGUGUGCAGUAAAUAGGCUUUUUGUUGUUCAGUCGUUUGGCAAAGUCCUCAAGGUUGGGCAUAUCUUGUCUAUUUUGCCAACAUUCAAAGUGUAGUAUUCUGUACCUGUAAAAUUUAUUUUGAAGCUGAUGUCCAAGUCCAGUAAACUUUGGAUGUAAGCAAUGUCCAGUAUGAAUGAUAGGCUCAGUUUGUGAGAAAUUCUAAAGUCUCAUCCCGUUUGCUAUACAAUAUCAUUGCAUGUAGAACCAUGCUUUAUUCCUGCAAAGUCCCACUUCCAGUGAAACAGUAGAAGAAGGAAAUGUCUCUUGGAAGUUGAGCCCUCUUCCAGUUGCUUCAUGUACUCUGACUCUUGCUUUGCUUUCUGUGUCUUUUUCCUAGCCAGGGAAAGAAUUGUGGGAUGGUACCACACAGGUCCCAAGCUGCACAAGAAUGACAUUGCUAUCAAUGAGCUAAUGAAAAGAUACUGCUCAAACUCGGUAAGAGCCACUCACAACCUACAAAUUCUGACAAGGCUUGCUAUUUGAUGUUACUGCAACUUGUAAGAACAAGUUGGAAAUGGCAAGAUGAUCCUUUAUGCAAUAGCAGACUGCAAGUUACUGGAAGGAGACUGGUAGGUUUUGUUUUCCACCAAUAGGCACUAAUGGGUUUCUUUCAAACAGGUAUUGGUAAUUAUCGAUGUAAAGCCAAAGGACCUGGGGCUGCCCACUGAAGCCUACAUCUCUGUGGAAGAAGUUCACGAUGUGAGUAUCCUGGGUUUAUGCACAUCACGUUGCUUUUCCCUCAUACAUUUCAGUGUCAACCAAAGGACCAGACUAAAACAGGCUGAGCCAAUAACAGGAAUGCUGCCUGUACCUUGCUCAUGUCACUCCUUUUGCAGCCAGCACCCUACAGAGUACCUGAAAAAAACUCUGCUUAGGAUGAAAGAACUUGCCAGUGUUUAUUAUUAAUUCAAUUCACACUUCCUUAUGGAGGUAAUUUAGGGUUAGUGUGUCUCUUCCAUUGGCCAGUUAUGGAUCUGUUCUUAUUCUUCAGCAACUCUUGGCUUCUUAUGCAACAAUUGUAAGUUUUUCCAGGGUUCAGACACACACACACACACACACACACACACACUGCCCAGAAGUUGAAUAAAGGUGAUUACUUUCAUGCCUGGUCUCUGCUUGCACCCCAAAGGAUGGGACACCCACCUCUAAGACCUUUGAACAUGUGACCAGUGAAAUUGGAGCAGAAGAAGCGGAGGAAGUUGGGGUGGAGCACCUGCUACGGUAAAAAAAUACCUUUCUCGCCUGUCACUUCAGACUUCUGAGCUUGUGUUCUGCUUACAUAGUUACUCCUCAAGAUAAUACAGGGAGGCAGGCAUUCCCAUCUUGCAGAUAUAAAAUAAUGGAUGCAGAAUGCCUUUGACCCCUGCAAGGCCACACACCCCGCCAGCUUAAUAGAGGCAUCAUCUUUAAUUUAUCCUGACAGCCACCCUUCAUUGGGAUCUAGUGGUAGCCUGUCCCUUAGCCAUGCAAAUGUGCCACCAUAUUUCCCAUGCUGGAUUAGGCCAAAGGGUGCCCAUCUAGCAUCUGGUCUUAUUCUAAGGGGAAGCCUACAAGCAGAACCUGCACCUCCCCACAAUGCAACUGGUAUUCGCUUACAUCCCCAUGUCUUUGUAUGGGUUGGUUGGUCCAGAGGAGAUUCAGAUUUCUAAUCCAACUGUAGAAAUGCCCAGCAUUGAUUUCCGUGAUGUGGCAGAGAAAAAUAAUUCUAUUCUUCCUUUCCUGCCAACUGGGUUCUCUUGUUCUGACCCCUUUCUUGGCUGUUCCAGGGAUAUUAAAGAUACCACUGUAGGCACCCUUUCUCAGCGCAUCACAAACCAGGUCCACGGCUUGAAGGGACUGAACUCCAAGCUUCUAGACAUCAGGAGCUACCUGGAGAAAGUGGCCAUGGGCAAACUUCCCAUCAACCACCAGAUCAUCUACCAGCUCCAGGAUGUCUUCAACCUGCUGCCUGACGUCAACUUGCAAGAGUUUGUCAAGGCCUUCUAUCUGAAGACCAAUGACCAGAUGGUGGUGGUCUACUUGGCUUCACUCAUCCGCUCUGUGGUUGCCCUCCACAACCUCAUAAACAACAAGAUCGCCAAUAGAGAUGCAGAGAAGAAGGAGGGGCAGGAGAAAGAGGAGAGCAAAAAGGAGAGGAAGGAUGAGAAAGACAAAGAUAAGGAGAAGAGUGAUGGCAAGAAAGAGGAGAAAAAAGAGAAGAAGUAGAGUAGGAUUUUGUAUUUGUAUAUUAAAACCUUGUAAACUCAACUCUGG
This is a messenger RNA of Podarcis lilfordi (Lilford's wall lizard), 5700 nucleotides long. The record is from the annotation of a GenBank genome assembly. Lineage: Eukaryota; Metazoa; Chordata; Lepidosauria; Squamata; Lacertidae.